Molecule: messenger RNA, 1762 nt
Organism: Drosophila erecta
Lineage: Eukaryota; Metazoa; Arthropoda; Insecta; Diptera; Drosophilidae
Product: trichohyalin
Exons: 1
Coding region: 101-1705 (534 amino acids)
Source: RefSeq, a predicted model, not a curated record
UCCCUUCAAGCAAAGCCACAUACGCCUACAAAUUAGUAGAGAUUUUCACUACCCGACUUGUACACAUUUUUCGUUAGUUUAUUUGGAUAACCCCGCCAAAAUGCAGGCCUCCGGACGUGGUGCAGACCACUUCAACUUCAUCACACGGACGGACCGCAAAAGUCUGCACACUCAAAUCGGAAAGCUGGUGAACAAGGCGAAGCAGGUGGCCGCGGCGGAGCUGCAGGAACGGAGCAGAAGGCUGAAGAACAUGCUGGAUGAGGAGGACAAGCGGUACGAGGAGGAGUUUUCGAACACGGUGAAGACCCGGAUCGACCAGGACAUUAAGGAACGAAAGGAGCACCUGCACGCCAUCAAGGAGCAGGUGGCCAAGCAGCACAAAAAGUUCCUCGAGGAGAAGCACAUUCAGCAGGUCAUGCUCGACUGCUACGAGAUCCGCGAGGCCCUUCGGCAGCAGGACCUCGUGGAGACGAAGAUAGUCCAGGAGGAGCAAAUUCUCGAGAACCAACGGAAGAAGCGGCGCGAGUGCCAGCAAGAUAAGUAUUGGCUGGAGCUGAAUCGCCGCCGGUGGGCCCAGUUCGACUGCAACCAAGCGGAGGAAAAUCUGAGACGCCACCAGAUGCAAGAGCAAGUAAAUCAUGUCCUGGCCGUCCAAGUAGCUGAGCACGAGGAGAAGCGCAAGGCGGCGAUGGCAGAAAGGAUGGAAGACGAGCGGAUACUUAAUUCUCUUCUGGAGGAGAUCCGCUUGGAGGAGUUUGAGAAGGAGCACCAGCCUGCACCAGCAAAUCAAUUGGCCCACCAAGCCGAGCUGCUGAAGGAGAUCGAGCGAAAAAGAUGCGCCCGCCUGGCGGACUGGGAGUCGGAGAAGAAUGACCACAUGGCCUUCUGCCGGGAAACGCAACGGUUGGAAGCCGAGGCUCUGGCCAAGAUCGCUCAGUCUAAGAAGGAUCUUAACCGAGCUACUCUGGAAUACCUGGCCUACCUCCGCCGCAUGCAAUCUCUUGAACUGGGAAUCGAGAAGAUGAUGGACGAGCGCAUCGCCGAUCUCUACCAGCUGGACAUGUGUACCAAGGUCAACAUCACGGAAAGAAUGCGGCUGAAGCGGGAGGCCGCAGAGAAGUGUCACGAGAUCCUCCGGAAGCAGAUCUGCGAGGACUACGAACGCAGAAUCCGGUCUGAUGCUGAACUUCGGGAGAACAAAAUGAUGGAGAAUCGCUUUGUUCAUCCGGAGGUCACUCAUGAAAUGAUUGUGUGCCGCCAGAUCCAGCACAAAGCAGACUUGGAUGCACAAAUCAAGGAGAUGAAGCGUAUCCAGAUGGAGGAGGAGAAACGAUUUGAUAGUCGCCUUAUGGCCGCUGUCGAUAAUCCCGUCGUCUGCAAAAGAUUAGCUAAGGAGAUUUUGGACUCCGGCACUGAUUACCUUGCUCCGCAUCCAAACUGGCGGGUUAUGGCCUGUAAUCCCACUAAGUACAUUCCCAGACCUCCGGCCACCGAGCAGGAUUUCAAUGCCCGAGUUCUCGGUGCCAGUGUGGACAAAUGUCCUUGCCCCAGAGAAGCCAGGAAGCACUGCAGCUUCAUGGCUGAACUGGGUACGCAGGAUGUACCUCCUGAGGGAGCCAAGACCCAUGUGGAAGCCAAAACUUUCAUUCCGGCCCAGAACCAAAAAACUUCCGCUUUUCGGAAUUGCCGCUGCAAAUUCUAUUAGUUUUUUUAGUGGGCAGCAUAUUUCAAGCCACUUAAAAUUGAGUUGAGUGUUGAGUCU